Puntigrus tetrazona (Sumatra barb) is the source of this 1865-nucleotide messenger RNA. RefSeq names its product RIC3 acetylcholine receptor chaperone a (gene ric3a). Gene Ontology annotation, biological process: protein localization to cell surface; synaptic transmission, cholinergic. Gene Ontology annotation, cellular component: intracellular membrane-bounded organelle; neuron projection; neuronal cell body. The transcript is spliced from 6 exons. The record is from RefSeq and is a predicted model, not a curated record. Bases 258 to 1718 code for a protein of 486 amino acids. Lineage: Eukaryota; Metazoa; Chordata; Actinopteri; Cypriniformes; Cyprinidae.
GGGUAGCGAAAUUUCAAAAAGGAGUGAAAGACUGAAUAAUACCAUAAAACAGGUUAAUAACAAGUCACGAAAAUGAGUGAUGAUUCGGCGUGAGUUGAUUUAAUGUGUCCUCAGCCUAAUCUCAGCCGGAAGGCGGAUUAAUGUUUCCAGUCAUUUCCGCUUCAGCGAAUCAACAGGAAAUUUCGUAAAAGUGAUGUCGUGAUGUUGACGCUUGUUACCGUUUGCUCUGCAGCGUCUCUCAUCUCUGUCGUAUCGAUAUGGCUGUUUCAACAUGUCAGAAGAUCACCUUCAUCUCCUGCAUCGUCCUCUGCAUGUCUUUAUUCCUACCUAAAUUAUUUUCACCCAGAGUGAAGAAAGAAACAGUGCAGUCGGAGGUUGGACCAGGACAUUUUCCUCCCCCACGACACAGACAUUCAUUCUCCGAAGAUCAUGAUCGCUGGGACACAGACUCUCAUUACAUCAAGCAUUACAACCCUGAGGCUAUUGCCAGAGCCAAAGGUGUUGGCAAGCCAAAUCUCCUGGGCCAGGUCAUACCCGUCUAUGGCUUUGGGAUCUUCCUUUAUAUCAUUUACUUAUUCUUUAAACUGACCUCUAAGGACAAACCUCAUCGACAAGGGUGCAGAUUCCCCACACUGCAGUCAGAAUACACAUUUGAAGACAUGCCUACCUGUCAGCUGGUCCAGAUGCAGGCCAGAAUGAGUGAAAAAGCAAAAGAAAAGAGAAUAUCUAAAGUUGUCCACCCAUCUGCCAGGUCACGCAGGGGCACACGGAGGCGUGAGGAGAAAAAGCUCAAACAGCUGAAGGAGAUCACCCAAAUGAUGCGGGAGAGACAGUUGAGAGAGGGAGCCUCGCCGGAGGAGGAGGCCGAGGAAGCCCCUUACACUGUAGAUUGGGAAGGCUAUCCGGAGGAGACCUACCCAGAGUUUGACAUGUCCUCCCGCAGACGCAGAUUUCCUAGCGUUAUACUUGAAGAACCAGAUCAAGUCAUACCCACGGCAGAAGAGCUUGCUGAGAGAAUGGAGAAGGAAGAAGAAGAGGAUGACGAGCCUGACGAUACGUGUACUGAUGAGGAGGUGAAAGCGGAGAACGACGAGGGAGGAAAAGAAGAGGAUGACAAUGAUGAAGAGGAAUGUGAAGAGGAAGAAGACGAGGAAGAGGAGGACGACGAGGAAGAUGAGGAUGAGAUUGGGGAAGACCAGCCAUGCCUUCCUAAAAGUAUUGAUGAGGAGGAUGAGAAACUUGAGUAUCCAGGUGAAAAAGAAGAGGAACCGAAACAGAGCAGGAAAAGACGACAAAUCACUUUCAGCGAUCACAGACACGUCUUUCAUUAUCCAAAGGGUGGAGCUGUUGGCUGCAAGUAUGAGGAAGAGGAGGAAGAAGAACAUGAUAGAGAAGAAGAAGAGGAGGAGGAGGAGGAUGAUGAUGAAGGGAAUGAAGAGGAAGAAUAUGGUGAGGAUGAAGAGGAGGAAGAUGAACGUAAUGAAGAUGGGCAGGGUGAGACGGAGAAGGAGGAGGAGGAUCCGCUAAUGGAGGCUGAGAGCCUGGGGUUCAAUGAUGAAGUGGAAUGUGAUCCUGAGGAACAGGAAGUAGACCUCAUUGACUUCCUACAGACAUAUCAACCUGAGGUAACCGUCAUCUCAAACAAGUCAGAGUCUCCCAAAGCUCAAAUGUCUGGGACUCUUAGAAUGCGUCACAAGAAACAAAAGGUGAAGAAGUGACCAAAAAAACCCCAUUAGUUUUCUGUUCCAGUACCCUGUAGUUCAAACAUACCUUACUGUGAAUCUUUCUUGCUUUACUUCAGGAAACAGUUUCUCUGUAACAAUUUCAACUUUUCUGAGAUUACAUUAAUCUGCUUUCAAGAACAG